AUGGCGCUCCGCGGCCCCCCGCGGCCGCGCAAAGUUCGCAGGAGACGAGAGAUGCUGAGGCAGCAAGUUGCCUUCGUGUGCGCGAUUUUGGCCCUGGUGUGCUGUGCGUCUGGCCUCUUUGGCAGCUGGGGGCACAAAACAGCUUCUGCUAGCAAACAUGUUUUACGAGACACAUGGAGAAGUAGAAGGCUGAUGGCACCAGUGAAUGGGACUCAGACAGCUAAGAACUGCACAGAUCCAGCGAUUCAUGAGUUCCCCGCAGACCUGUUCUCCAAUAAUGAGCGACAGCACGGAGCCGUCCUGCUGCAUAUCCUUGGUGCUCUGUACAUGUUCUACGCCUUGGCCAUAGUGUGCGAUGACUUCUUCGUUCCAUCUCUAGAGAAGAUCUGCGAGAAACUCCAUCUGAGCGAAGAUGUGGCUGGAGCCACCUUCAUGGCUGCAGGAAGCUCGACGCCAGAGCUGUUUGCCUCUGUCAUUGGUGUGUUCAUCACCCAUGGAGAUGUUGGGGUUGGGACCAUUGUGGGCUCUGCUGUGUUCAACAUCCUAUGUAUAAUCGGAGUUUGUGGAUUAUCCGCAGGGCAGGUGAUCCAUCUGACGUGGUGGGCCGUGUGCCGAGACUCUGUGUACUACACCCUCUCUGUCAUUGUGCUCAUUGCCUUCAUAUAUGAUGAAGAAAUUGUGUGGUGGGAAGGCCUGGUGCUCAUCAUCUUGUACGUGUUUUACAUUCUGAUCAUGAAGUACAAUGUGAAGAUGCAGGCCUUUUUCACAGUCAAACAAAAGACCAUUGCAAAUGGCAACACGGUCAACAGUGAGCUGGAGGAUGGUAAUGAUUACUGUGAUAGUAGCUCUGAUGACCCUUCCAUGCCAUUGCUGGGGCAAGUGAAGGAGGAACUGCAGUACAGCAAAAGCCCAGUGGUGAUGGUGGAUGAGGUCAUGAGCUCCAGCCCUCCCAAGUUCACCUUCCCGGAAGCAGGUUUACGCAUAAUGAUCACCAAUAAGUUUGCGCCCAGGACUCGUCUGCGGAUGGCCAGCAGGAUCAUAAUUAAUGAGAGGCAGAGGCUGAUCAACUCGGCAAACGGUGUGAGCAGCAAGCCACUUCAGAACGGGAGACACGAGAGCAUCGAGAACGGGAAUGUUCCUGUGGAAAACCCUGCAGAGCUGCAGCGGGAUGGGGAACAGCCGCCGCCACCCCCGGAGCCAGAGCUGGUCGAGGCUGCGUUCCUGUCCCCCUUCUCCAUGCCCGAGGCAAGAGGGGACAAAGCCAAGUGGGUGUUGACCUGGCCACUCAUCUUCCUCCUGUGCGUCACCAUCCCCAACUGCAGCAAGCCCCGCUGGGAGAAGUUCUUCAUGCUCACCUUCAUCCUUGCCACGCUGUGGAUCGCUGUCUUCUCCUACUUGAUGGUGUGGCUGGUGACUAUUAUUGGAUACACCCUUGGAAUCCCUGAUGUCAUCAUGGGCAUUACUUUCCUUGCAGCAGGCACAAGCGUUCCAGACUGCAUGGCCAGCUUAAUUGUGACGAGACAAGGCCUCGGUGACAUGGCAGUCUCUAACACCAUAGGAAGCAACGUGUUUGACAUCCUCGUGGGACUCGGCAUACCGUGGGGACUGCAGACCAUGGUUAUUAAUUAUGGAUCCACGGUGAAGAUCAACAGCCGGGGUCUGGUCUACUCCGUGGUGUUGCUGCUGGGCUCCGUUGCUCUCACUGUCCUCGGCAUCCAUCUGAACAAAUGGAGGCUGGACCGGAAGCUGGGGAUCUACGUGCUGGUUCUCUACGCCAUCUUCUUGUGCUUCUCCAUAAUGAUAGAGUUUAACGUCUUUACCUUUGUCAACUUGCCGAUGUGCCAAGAAGGCGAUUAA
Messenger RNA from Mesoplodon densirostris (Blainville's beaked whale), 1857 nucleotides. It is a transcript of the gene SLC24A4, whose product is annotated as solute carrier family 24 member 4. Lineage: Eukaryota; Metazoa; Chordata; Mammalia; Artiodactyla; Ziphiidae. Gene Ontology annotation, molecular function: calcium channel activity; calcium, potassium:sodium antiporter activity. The record is from RefSeq and is a predicted model, not a curated record. Gene Ontology annotation, biological process: sensory perception of smell; calcium ion transmembrane transport; intracellular calcium ion homeostasis. Gene Ontology annotation, cellular component: membrane. The coding region runs from base 1 to 1857 and encodes 618 amino acids. The transcript is spliced from 17 exons.